Messenger RNA from Suillus fuscotomentosus, 495 nucleotides. RefSeq lists its product as uncharacterized. The record is from RefSeq and is a predicted model, not a curated record. The transcript has 6 exons. NCBI's taxonomy places the organism in Eukaryota, Fungi, Basidiomycota, Agaricomycetes, Boletales, Suillaceae. Bases 1 to 495 code for a protein of 164 amino acids.
AUGGCACCAGAAAGCUGCAAUUUUUUCUGGACAGCUUACUCAAAUGCUACAUCAACUGCAGCUUUGAAGUUGGCCCAUGUGGCUCACAAAGAGAUAGGUAGGCUGAAUGCACCAUUUGGGAGAGAGAGUUCUACAGCAUUGGCCGAGCCUGGAUUUACAUGGACCGGCCGGCAUCCGGUAGUCCAGGUUUUGCAGGCCAAUCCAGUCUCUUUGCCACAGCCUGUGCAGCCAGUCACCUUGCCACAACCCGUGCUGCCACUCGAACCUGACCAGGUCAUGUUGGCGCAUAAUUCAAAGCCGUUGACAUCCUCCAAACACACCAUCGCAACCCAAGCUAGGCGCUCGGGAUGCCCAGGACGUCCUUCAACUCGAGCAGAGGAAGCUAACAAAAUUGGUGAUACCAGCUCACAGCAAGUGACGAAGGCGGCACCUAAGAGAAAGCAGAACGCGGUACAGCCCCAUGCUUCAGAGUCUCGGAAAAAGUCUCAGAAAUGA